GCUGUCUAGAGAGAGAAGACAAACUCCAGUAUCUUUAAGUCCAUUGGCCAGACGAGCCAUUCGGUAGGUGGGUUCUAUUCUCCGACCGAAGUGCUGGAUCCCACGGAACUGGAGGGGAAAGUGCCUAAAAGUCACGAGUGCAGGCUUCUGAGACUUGGUGGGAACGGACCUUCCUCUUAGGUGAGUUACUUUUUGGUUCUGGGGCUGACUUGGAAUUUUGUACUGCAAGUGGUGUGUAGAUGUAGCUACCUGAGGCCCCCGGAACAGCCAGUCUCUCCGCUUUUCCAGCGGUCCAUAGAAGCAAAAGAAAGGAGAGAUGGCGGUUUAGGUGGGAAGAGACGUGGCUGAUUUAAAAGUGAAAGAAAGUAACCAAUUGGUUGGCAGACAACGGUUCCCAAAAGGCGGGCGAUUCAAACUCCUCGCGCCACCUGCUCUGUUUCCCGCCCAGCUGGAGCUCUGGAGUCUUUGCUUCCUCAAAGAGGGAACCUGCUUUGAGCGCUGGAUUCCAGGCCGAGUGCUGCCAAGGCGCGCAGUUCUCUGCUGUUUAAAGAGUACCCCGGUGCUUUGAAGAUACUAUAUAACUUGAAAAUUUGAAGUUAGUGUUUCAGCUGAACCAUCCAUUCAUCUUCAAGCCAUCAUGAGCUGUAAGAAGCGGAGGUCACAGAAGCACUCAGUCAGUGAAAAAUGUAAUAUGAAAAUCGAGCACUAUUUUUCUCCGGUCUCUAAGGAGCAAAAUAAUCUGAGUACUUCUCAAAUGAGGAUGGUGUCUAGAUGUGGCCCAAGAGACAUAACUAAUACCCAGGCUCAACAAUUCCAUUCACCUAAGAAAAAUCAAGAAGACCAGACCAUGCCCCAAAAUAAGAUAAUACAUGUUACCCUGGAUGUAAAUCACAAGAAAAACCAAAAAAUGAAACAUAGGCUCACACAUAAUGAGAAUGGUAGUUUAUAUAUGGCUCUCAACACUCUCCAGGCUGUCAGAAAAGAGAUAGAAACUCAUGAAGGCCAAGAAAUGCUUGUGCGUGGUGCAGAAGGAAUCGAAGGGUACAUAAACCUUGGAAUGCCCCUCACUUGUUUUCCUGAAAGAUGCCAUGUGGUCAUUACAUUUUCCCAAAGUAAAAGUAAGCAGAAAAAAGAUAACCAAGUAUUUGGCCGGCAUGACAAGACAUCAACUGACUGUGUCAAAUUCUACAUUCAUGCAAUUGGAAUUGGGAAGUAUAAAAGAAAAAUUGUUAAAUGUGGGAAGCUUCACAAAAAGGGGUACAAACUCUGUGUGUAUGCCUUCAAAGGAGAAACCAUCAAGGAUGCUCUGUGCAAGGAUGGCAGAUUUCGUUCCUUUCUGGAGAAUGAUGAUUGGAAACUCAUUGAAAACCAUGACUCCAUUUUAGAAAAUACCCAGCCAGUUGAUGAAUUAGAAGGCAAACUCUUCCAGGUUGAGGUUGAGAACAGAACGCGUCCCAGUGAAGCAAGUCCUCAGAAUCCUGAGUCAGAGAAAAGAAACACCUGUGUGUUGAGAGAACAAAUCAUAUCUCAGUACCCCAGUUUGAAAAGAGAAAGUGAAAAAAUCAGGGAAAACUUCAAGAAAAAAAUGAAAAGAAAAAAUGGGAAAACAUUAUUUAAAUUGCAUAGAACAAACUUUGGGAAAGUAACAAAAAGCUCUUACUCUGUAAAAGUAGUGAAACUUCUUGGACAUCUCAGUGACUCAGUUGGGCACUUAUACUGGGACGGUGCAACUACAGGUUGUGCCACCUGCUUUGUUUUUAAAGGAUUGUUCAUUUUAACUUGUCGACAUGUAAUAGAUGACAUUGUAGGAGAAGAAAUAGAGCCAAGUAAGUGGGCAGACGUAAUUGGUCAAUGUGUAAGGGUAACAUUUGGUUAUGAAGAGCCAAACGAAAAGGAAACAAACUGCUUUUUCGUUGAAUCUUGGUUUGAGAUACAUGAUAAAGAGCUUGACUAUGCUGUACUGAAACUGAAGGAAAAUGGACAACAAGUACCUAUGGAACUAUAUAAUGGAAUUGUUCCUGUGCCGCUUAGUGGGUUAAUACAUAUUAUUGGCCAUCCAUAUGGAGAAAAAAAGCAAACCGAUGCUUGUGUUGUGAUCCCUCAGGAUCAGCGAGCAAAGAAAUGUCAGGAACGUAUUCAGGCUAAAGAAGCAGAAAGUCCAGAGUAUGUUCAUAUGUACACUCAAAGAAGUUUCCAGAAAAUAGUUCACAACCCUGAUGUGAUUACCUAUGACACUGAGUUUUUCUUUGGGGCUUCUGGCUCCCCAGUGUUUGAUUCAAAAGGUUCAUUGGUAGCCAUGCAUGCUGCUGGCUUUGCUUAUGACUACCAACAUGAGAUUCGUAGUAUUAUCGAGUUUGGCUCUACUAUAGAAUCCAUUCUCCUUGAUAUUAAGCAAAGACAUAAACCAUGGUAUGAAGAGGUAUUUGUAAGCCAUCAGGAUAUAGAAAUGAUGAGUGAUGAGGACUUAUGAGAAUUCAGUCUAUUAGAUUUAAAGGAAUGGCUUAUGGAGUUAUUUUUCAUAGGCAUCUAAAUUCCGAAAUGAUCAGUUUUAUCCAUAAUAAUACUAUUAACCAUUUCCUAUCUGUCAGGCACCUUUUUAAGCACAUGAAGAAAUUAGUCCUAACAACACUGAGAUGGACUAUAACCUGCAAUAUUUUAAAGUCAAGCGAAGUGAAGAAUAACAAGAUUAAAUAAUAAUCAGUUUCAUGACACUGAAAGUAAUGUAAUCACUAUUUUUUUCAUCUUUUAUAUUUUUGUGUAAAUUCAUUUGCUACAGUGCAGGAAUCAAAAUUUGUUCAUCUCAUUAUUCUCUACAUCUGACAUAAGGAAAGCAAGUGCUCAGCAAAAUGUGAAGGUCACUCAGUAGCAAAAGUUGGGGUUGUCAUUAAUGCUAACUUAGGAGCUAAAUGCUUGAUUAGAAAUGAUCUCAGAAUCUUUUAGAAUUUCCAAAAUCCUCAUGUCACUGAAACUGUCAGAAUACAUGGGUCCUGAAAUUCAGAAGACAAUAGUCAUUCUUCCCAUGUUUAUAGGCUAUUAAGGCAAGGGAUAUCUUAAAUAUCAUAUUACUUUAUUUAGAUUUCUUCUAUUCCAAUUAUGAAUGUUAUGUAUUUCUCAUUGUUUUACUUCUUCAUGGUAUUGUGAAGACUAUAUAGAUGAUUCAGCCAAGCCUGCAAAUCUCCCUCAUCUGGAAUUCCACUGGACCCAAUCUGUUUUCCAUUGCCAGUGCCAUGCUACUAAAGCCAUACAAUAUCAAGCACCCUCCGUCUAGGUCCAGGGACUAUCACAGAAAAGGUGGGCAUUUAAGAUUGUAAGGGCUGGUUUCAAGUGGUGCAGUGUAGGAAAACAGCCUGUUGCAUUGCAAGGGUGAUGUCAUCUUGAAGUGCAGCUGCCAUGGUGACUGCUCCUUGACUCCUGCGUACCAAGAUAUUCUGCAGCAAUGUCUUUAAACAAUGCCGGUAGUACAGAUAACCCCUCAUAAAGAUGCUUAGCUAACCUCCCCAGUGGUCAAGUGUUUCACAAGAAAGUCUGAGAUGUGACCAGCUACAUGUUUUGCCAAAAAGGCUUGCUAUAUAAAGGAUAUUUUGGGGAGGGUGAGUGCUGCAAUUUAGUGGUUGCUGGAAACAUUGCUUCUGUUUGUAAGUUCCUAUUAAAUGUUUCUUUCUGAGAAA
Molecule: messenger RNA, 3668 nt
Organism: Sapajus apella (tufted capuchin)
Lineage: Eukaryota; Metazoa; Chordata; Mammalia; Primates; Cebidae
Gene: FAM111A
Product: family with sequence similarity 111 member A
Exons: 4
Coding region: 638-2470 (610 amino acids)
Source: RefSeq, a predicted model, not a curated record